Oryzias melastigma (Indian medaka) is the source of this 1448-nucleotide messenger RNA. Its product is annotated as gamma-crystallin M3. Gene Ontology annotation, molecular function: structural constituent of eye lens. The record is from RefSeq and is a predicted model, not a curated record. Gene Ontology annotation, biological process: visual perception; lens development in camera-type eye. The transcript has 3 exons. NCBI's taxonomy places the organism in Eukaryota, Metazoa, Chordata, Actinopteri, Beloniformes, Adrianichthyidae. The coding region runs from base 1 to 603 and encodes 200 amino acids.
AUGCGUUUCACUGGUGAGAUGAACCUGCAGGCAGGUGAGCUGCAGAAGCCCAGAGAUAUUAUUUUCUACGAGGAGAGGAACUUCCAGGGUCGCUCCUAUGAGUGCAGCAGCGACUGCUCUGACAUCCACAUGCACCUGAACCGCUGCAACUCCUGCAGGGUGGACAGCGGGUGCUUCGUGGUCUACGAGCGGCCAAACUUCAUGGGGAACCAGAUCUUUCUGAGGAGAGGCGAGUACUCGGACUUCCAGCGCAUGGGGAGUACGAUGGGCAUGACGGGCAUGGCCAUGAUGGAGAGCGUCCGCUCCUGUCGGGUCAUCCCCAUGCACAGGGGCCAGUUCAGGAUGAGGAUCUACGAGCGCGAGAACUUCGGAGGCCAGAUGCAGGAGCUGAUGGAGGACUGCGAGUCCCUGCAGGAGCGCUACAGCAUGUCCGACUGCCAGUCCUGCAACGUGAUGGAGGGCCACUGGCUGAUGUUUGAGCAGCCCAACUUCAGAGGCAGGAUGGUGUACCUGAGGCCCGGGGAGUACCGGAGCCUCAGGGACAUGUCCACCAGCAACAUCACGAGGAGCAGCUCCGUCAGACGCGUCAUGGACGCCUGCUGAUCGUCGCUGGUGUUCAGGGAAACCGUGGAGUACAAAUAAAAACAACUUUUCCCCUAAAUGUUUAGUUUUUCUGCAUCUGACCGUCUGAAACAGCUUAACCAAACACGAAGCAGAGAUCCUCCAUGGAAACUCCAGAUACCAGCAUGCUCUAGUUUGUGGAGAAAAUCUGAACAGGUGGGAUCUGGGGUCCCACAGGGCUCAGUCCCAGGUUUCCUGGAGGGGUUUGGAGGUGAAAAGGAAAGUUAGAUGUAGGUUAGCCAAAUACAGACCUAUAUUUUAAGUAUUUUAAAAACAAUAAGGUAGACAAAUACUUGAUUUUUUUGAGAGUUGAGAUUUUAAAAAAAAAAGGAUUUUUGAGGUUUUUUUUUUUCAUUUUUGACAUUUUGGUCGGUGCAUCAAAAUCUUCUGCGUUGCGUGUCAAUCAUAUAUUUAGACCUAUUUAUAUCCCAUGAUGCCACAGGUUUUUUUUUUUUAUGUAAUUACAAUAUUUCAAUAAAAUAUUCACUGGAAAGUUGCACUAUGGUAAAAACAAUAAGAAAUAAUUUUGAUUAGAAAUCCAUUUUAUGCAUUAAUUAUGUUUUAUGAAAUCAUACACACUGAAAACUCAGUGGUUAAAAAUAACCCAAGUUGGGUUAUUUUAACCCAACUCCAGGGGUUGAAAAGGGACUUACUUUUUGUUGGGUUAUUUUAACUCCCAAUUUAAAGGUCUAGUUAACCCAACUCUUGAGUUUAUUUGACUCAUGGGUUAAAUCCACAAACCCAAGUUUUGGGUUAAAUGAACAAACCAUUUAAAAGGUCAAAUUAACCAAACUCCUGAGUUAAUUUGACUCAAUCUUGGGUUAAAU